GCCGGCGGGGCGGGGGGAGGCACGGCCCGCUGGCGGCGGCGGGCGAGAGCCCAGACCCGGCCCCGGCCCCGGCCCCGGCCCCCUCCCACGUCGCCUGCGGCGGCCGUACCCCGGGGCCCGGCGGGGCCCGCCUGACUGAGCCGCAGCUGGGGGCUCGGCGGGGCCUGCGGCAGGGCCUGGCCGGGCCGUGAGGUGAGGUGGGUCCUCUCUGCCCCGCAGCCUCCUACAGGUUCGCGGUGCUGUUCUUCAGCUGCCUUCUCACCUUCGGCUCCUACUUCUGCUUCGACAUCCCCAGCGUCCUGCAGGAGCAGUUCCAGGGGGGCUGGUUUCCUGGGAGAAGACACAAGUCCUCUAACUCCUGGUUGUGGAAGUGGGAACUGAGUAGGAGAGAGAGAGAAAUCUAGUAGGACUUGACUUGCCCCAAUGGAACCCAUCAUAAUGGCACUGGGCAUAACAGCACCCUGGCCUGUGUUGAAGGAUUGGGAAUGACACCUGCACAAUACAAUCUGCUGUAUGCCAUCUAUGCUUGGACAAAUGCAGUAGUGGUUAUAGUGGCCGGAUUCCUGAUUGAUAAACUAGGAAAUCGCUUUGGUGUCUUUGUUUUCUCUCUUCUGACUGUGCUGGGAUCAUCCAUCUUUGCUCUAGGCUCACAUUUCAAGGGGUCACCAUACCUCCUGCCAAUGAUGCUAACAGGAAGACUGCUCUUUGGCUCUGGGAAUGGGUCACUUACUAUUGUGCAGAAUCGUAUCACAGCCUUCUGGUUCAAGGGGAAGGAACUGGCACUGGCAUUUGGACUGACUCUGUCUUUCUCCCGUCUUGGGAGUGUCCUCAACUUUUUCUUCACCCAGCAGUUUGAGGCAAAAUUUGGCAUGCAGUGGACGCUCUGGGGAGGUGCCCUGCUCUGCAUGCUUGGUUUUGUUUCAGCCCUCACAGUCAGUGUACUAGAUAAAGUGGGCAUGAAGCAACUGGGCUUGGAUGGGGUUAUUCAGCAAGAAUCCAAAAAAGUGCGGAUUCAGGACAUCCGGCGACUUCCCCUUCGCUACUGGCUCCUGGUCCUCACCAUCAUGUUCUUCUACAACGGAGUCUUCCCCUUUGUGGCAGAUGCCAGUAAGUUUAUCCAGGAUAAAUAUUCUGGUUACAGUCAGCAGGAAGCCGCUUAUAUUGCUGGGGCCGUGUAUGACAGCUCCCUUGUUCUCUCUGCAGCGGCUGGCAUGUUAAUUGACUACGUUGGACUGAGAGGCGUCUUUGCUGUUGGCUGUGCUGCAUUGACUCUGCCAGUCUUUGCUCUCCUGGCAUUUACGUUUGUUCCUCCAUUAGUCUCCACCAUCUGGUUGGGGAUUACGUACUCCUUUGCUGCUGCUAGUAUGUGGCCAUCCAUACCUCUCGUGGUCCCCCGGGCAACGUUAGGGACAGCUAUGGGGCUUGCAACUUCUGUGCAGAUGGUUGGAGUUGGCCUUUCGAAUCUGAUUGUUGGACACAUUCUAGGAACAAAGUCCAGUGAAUUGAAGAUCCCCCUGUGGCGCUGGCAACAGAUGAUGAUCUUUAUGUUGGCAAACACUAUUGCAUGCAUUGUUGCAUCCAUUAGCCUCAAUGUUGUGGAUAAGAAACAGAGUGGGACACUGAACAGAACGAGAAAGGGAAUGCCUGUGGAGCGGGAAGACACAGACCCUGCAGAUGCAGCACCGCUCCUUGAUGAUGAAACAGGAAACGAAGGCUCUGUCAGCUGAACCUUUGCAGUGUGAGAACAAGGACAGCAGCCAGACACAGCACUGAUCGCUUCUGUUUGAAAGUGGAUUUUUAACCUGUGUAUUUUAAAUAUCUUUAAAGGGAAUCUCAAAGGGAAUUGUCUACAGAAAGGGAAUGUUUCCACUUACGCCUGGCACACAAGCGAAAAGUGUCGGCUGUGUGGGUUCUUAGGCAUUCUCCAAUGUACAGAAACCUGCGUGGGGCACUUUAAGAACUACACUACAGUAGGUGAGACUAACCGAGCAGAAGCUUAUUCAUAAGCCAUUAGAUAGUUGCUUUUCACUCUUGCAUCAAAACUGCCCGCGUAAUGUGGGUGUGCCUGGUCCACUGCUGUUUCUCUGUCGCAGGAAUCCCGUACACCAGCAUUUGCUAAUCUACGUACCUUGGCAGGCCUGCUGUUUCACUUACUGCCCCAGGUUAGCACACAUCUUUCACAAAUUAAUAUCCGUGCAGGUGAUAACAUCAUUACUCUUUAAGCAGGAGACUGAAUUAAUCGAGUUGAUUACCUUUUGCACAAAAGCCUAGCUUAAUUGCUUACUACCUUACUAGAAAUGCUUCCCUAAGCUGUGCCUAUUCAUUUGCUUUCAAAAGCAUGAAAGGUUUUGAUCUGAAAUUCUGCCCUUUAAACCAGGGUGCUCUAACUCAUGAAUGCUGGAGGCUUAUUUUGCUCAGCCAACUGCCCUUCUCACUGUGCAAAAAUGCUCACAAACACACCAUGUUUACAAAAGCACAGAUGAUGCUUUAAGAAUGAAGUAAACUUUAGCAUAGCCAAGUACAAGUAAUGCUGAAGUGAAUGACUUUUAUGUAAAUAAUUAAAAAUUCUUAAGAGCAGCUCUCUUCAAGCUGCAUCUAAUAUGAGCACUAGUGGACUGAAAGCAAUGUGGGCACGAACAGUAAAGUCACAUUUUAAGUAGUUGUCACAGAAGACAAAUCCAAGGGUUUCUUAAACGGCUUUACUGAAGAGAAUGUCUUCAGAGAGCACAUCUUCUAAGCUUUAAGUUACACUAUGACUUUGUGUCAUGCCACAGGCAAUGAAAGGAUUUCCCUGUUGGAGUCUGGUGCAGCAGAAAUUUGAGGGUGGCGUGAGAAGCCACAGAACUGCAAAAUCACAGACACUUUAGUUUGGUGGUGACCUGAGAUCAUCCAGUCCAACACCCUCUGCUCAAGCAGGGUCAGCCAGAGCAGGUUGUCCAGGACUGUGUCCAGUCAGAGUUUGAAGCUCUCCAGUCUCUCUGGGCAGCCUGUGCCGGUGUUUGACCACCCUCCCAGUAAACAAGUGUUUCCUUGUGUUCA
Phalacrocorax carbo (great cormorant) is the source of this 3039-nucleotide messenger RNA. Lineage: Eukaryota; Metazoa; Chordata; Aves; Suliformes; Phalacrocoracidae. The record is from RefSeq and is a predicted model, not a curated record.